Hydractinia symbiolongicarpus is the source of this 2062-nucleotide messenger RNA. RefSeq lists its product as uncharacterized. Lineage: Eukaryota; Metazoa; Cnidaria; Hydrozoa; Anthoathecata; Hydractiniidae. The record is from RefSeq and is a predicted model, not a curated record. The transcript is spliced from 2 exons. Gene Ontology annotation, molecular function: protein binding. Bases 112 to 1923 code for a protein of 603 amino acids.
CCGAGGUCAUACGCACCAUAAAUAAUUUUGCUGUUUAUUUGUUUACUACAAGGACAGAACAAGCGUCCAGCAAAAAUUAAAAAUGGCGAGAAAGAAGCGACGUGACUAAAAAUGUGGAAGAAGAACGCCAAAGAAUUUCUAAAAAAACGUUUGAUAGAAGGAGAUCAUUGGAGAUAUUUGCACCACUGCAAACGACAGCGUAAAGUAUUAUAUUCCGACUCGAGACGCACACCAAUGUCUAUUUCUCCAAUGUGUAGUUGUCAGCAGAGAAAUGCUUGGCCAUCGCUUGUUUUGCUUACAAAAUCAGACGAAGUGGUUCUCAACGGAAGAAAUAGAAAAAGAUUUCCAGAUCCAGUUCGUGACAGAUCUGUUUUGUUAGCUUGCUUUGAUGCUGACAAGAAAAUGUUAAAGUUGCGACAUUGUUCUAAAGUGGAUACCGUCAACACAAAUUCUUUAGUUUACAAGAAGCGAAAUGACAGUGCACUAACCGACUUCGAUUUACAAAACGAAGAAGAAUGCAUGUAUUUUAUAACUCUCGACAGCAUUGAUGUACAUAAUAGCGAAGGUAUCCUACAAAGCAUAAAUGGUUCAUGCAGCGAUAGAAAAAUAAUGCUAACAGAUGUUCGCGAGCAUACUGUAGCAGAACAAUGCUUGCCUGAGGGUGUGUCUGGCUAUUGGGUUAGAAUAUUAGGAGAAAAAGUAAAAUACACGUUAAACAUUUCUUUAUGGCAAAGUUUAUCUGAAUGUAAUAGCAAACAAUUCUUGUGCAAAUCACGAAAGCGCAAACAUUUUGAUGAUGAGGAUAUGAUGAAGAUCGGUGAGUUGGCUGUUGAUUUACUAAAUACUGGAAGCGAAAAAAAAAUAAAGCGGAGAAAACAGAAAAAGAGACCGAGUUUCCUACAAAAUAAACUCAUUGGAAAGGAUUUUAAUGGUGUAGAUCACACACCAACAUUUUGUAGCAAGGAACGGUACUUGCAAGUAUCUACCUGUUUAAGAGAGUGUGUCGAGAAUGGAAAUUUUGAGCUCUUUGAGGAAAUGUUUUCUAAAUUUGCAGAUGGACUCAGCAACGAUGAACGAAAUGAUAUUGAGCUGAAACAGUUCUUAAAUUGUGAACGCAGUCAGUUAAACGCUGUAAAAGGUGAUUUCAGGGAAGCAAAGAAAUUGUUACAGGAAGUAGUCGAUAACGUCAUUUCUAAAAGUCCAAAUAAAGUGUUUAUUUUAAACAGAGCGUACUUGUUGCUAGCUAACACGCAUUUAAUUGAAGGUAAUUAUGGCACUGCGGAGGAGUGUUUAAAUGUGUUGCAAAGGGAUAAGAAAAAUGGCAUCCCUUAUGAAGAUGUUGGUUAUUUUUAUCUAAUCUAUGGAAUUGUUGGAAUGAAUUUUGGCAAAAAGUUACCACGAAUGUCAAAAUCUCUGUUGAAAGAAAGUGAAGAGUUACUGAAAUUGGCUUUAAAUAAUUUGGAGAAGCACCCAUCUGUGUUUAACUUAUUGUGUAAAGCGCAUCUAAACAUGGCGCAGCUGCAAAUAUCCAAGUUCAAAGUAGGAUUAACAGAAGACUUGAAAGAAGCUGAAAGUAGUAUAAAGGCAGUUGAAAAUUUCGGUAUCCACAAAUUAUCUAAACACGUUCAAUGUUUGCUCGCAGUUGUUAAAGCCGAGUUAUUUUUUGCUGAGAUGAAGCACCAAGAUGGAGAUCUGUUUUUACAACAAGCGAAAGAUCAAGCAACCGCUUCGAAUUUUUACGAAGAAAAAUCUAUGUGUGAAUGCCUUCAAGAAGUUCGAAACGGUAACGCUCGUAACGAAUGUCGAAACUGUAACGUGCGUAACGAAUGUCUCGCGUGUUUUACAAAUCAGAAUUGUUCAGAACAAAAUAACAAUGAAACUUUCAGUUCAGUGGAAUAUUUUGCAGACCAAAGCUUUAGUUAAUAUCUGUUUUAAAGAUUUUUAUCUUCGAUACGUGAAGUAUUAUAUAUAUAUUUCUUCUAUCUUUUGUUUUUUUUACCAUUUUUUAUAAAUUUUUGUUUUGUUUUGUAAAAAAUCUUUAAAUAAAUUUUUUGUUUCAUAA